AAUAAUAAUAAUAAUAAUAAUAAUAAUAAUAAUAAUAAUAAUAAUAAUAAUAAUAAUAAUAAUAAUAAUAAUAAUAAUAAUAAUAAUAAUAAUAAUAAUAAUAAUAAUAAUAAUAAUAAUAAUAAUAAUAAUAAUAAUAAUAAUAAUAAUAAUAAUAAUAAUAAUAAUAAUAAUAAUAAUAAUAAUAAUAAUAAUAAUAAUAAUAAUAAUAAUAAUAAUAAUAAUAAUAAUAAUAAUAAUAAUAAUAAUAAUAAUAAUAAUAAUAAUAAUAAUAAUAAUAAUAAUAAUAAUAAUAAUAAUAAUAAUAAUAAUAAUAAUAAUAAUAAUAAUAAUAAUAAUAAUAAU
This is a messenger RNA of Stomoxys calcitrans (stable fly), 345 nucleotides long. RefSeq names its product glycosyltransferase-like protein gnt13. The transcript has a single exon. The annotation marks the transcript as partial. Lineage: Eukaryota; Metazoa; Arthropoda; Insecta; Diptera; Muscidae. The record is from RefSeq and is a predicted model, not a curated record.